AUGGCAGUUUCUCCUGAGGCUAGGCGCCCGCUCAGCGAACUUCGUACAUUCUCGCUCGGAUACUUCCGGCCCCCCUUCAAGGCCAUUUACGCUGAUUAUAUCGCAUAUGAGCAGUACCGUCACGAGUUCAUGAAUGAAGAUCGUGCACGAGCUGCUCUGCUUCGCGGUGGGAUCUUAUGGCAGCUAGCACUACAUAGCCUUGGCUUCGAUAACCUCCCCUCGGCCCUCAUCGGCAUUUCACGGGAUGCUGUCCCAUUUGGACAAAUGCUCACCAUCAACGGCGAGACUCACUUUGACGACGAGUUAUCGGAAGAGGAGGUCGAUUUCAUUUGUGGGACGUAUUAUGUAUACACAAACAACGGAUGCAUAGAGAAGUUGUCUUGGUGGCCUAGGCCGCAGGCCUGGGCUGGGUCAGGGUUGGAUGUGGGGUUUUGGUCUGCUCGAUGCGAAAGCUGGUUCCAGACACGCCUUGAAAACAUCCGACAAGGUGUUUCUCGUCGCCGCGAUUCAUCCGACAACAAUGGUCCGGUGAACAACACACAUUGGAAACAUGGACUCAAAUUCAAUGGAGCGACGAAGAAAUUCAAGAAGAAUCUUGACGCGGCAUGUUCUGACUUUCUCACUACCAAAGCAAGUGGUAAGCUAUCUUUUUUGUCGUUUAAUGUGCAGCUCUGA
Molecule: messenger RNA, 675 nt
Organism: Suillus fuscotomentosus
Lineage: Eukaryota; Fungi; Basidiomycota; Agaricomycetes; Boletales; Suillaceae
Exons: 2
Coding region: 1-675 (224 amino acids)
Source: RefSeq, a predicted model, not a curated record